Molecule: messenger RNA, 1044 nt
Organism: Pochonia chlamydosporia 170
Lineage: Eukaryota; Fungi; Ascomycota; Sordariomycetes; Hypocreales; Clavicipitaceae
Product: glycoprotease/Kae1 family metallohydrolase
Exons: 1
Coding region: 1-1044 (347 amino acids)
Biological process (GO): tRNA threonylcarbamoyladenosine modification
Cellular component (GO): cytoplasm; EKC/KEOPS complex
Source: RefSeq, a predicted model, not a curated record
AUGGCCCCCAAAACAACAUACAUAGCCCUCGGAUGCGAAGGCUCCGCCAACAAACUCGGCAUAGGCGUCAUCCUCCACACCGCAACCGACACAAAAAUCCUCUCCAACCUCCGCCACACAUUCGUCUCACCCCCCGGAACAGGCUUCCUGCCCAAAGACACAGCCGCCCACCACCGCUCACACUUCGUCUCCCUCGCGCGGGCCGCCCUCUCCGCCGCGUCCAUCACCCCCUCCGACAUAGACUGCAUCUGCUUCACCCAGGGGCCCGGGAUGGGCGCGCCGCUCACGUCCGUCGCCAUCGGCGCCCGAACCCUCUCCCUCCUGUGGGACAAGCCCCUCGUCGGCGUGAACCACUGCGUCGGCCACAUCGAAAUGGGGCGGCACAUCACCGGCGCAGAGAACCCCGUCGUGCUGUACGUCUCGGGCGGCAACUCACAGGUCAUUGCGUAUGCGGAGCGGCGGUACCGCAUCUUCGGGGAGACGCUGGACAUAGCCGUGGGGAACUGUCUGGACCGGUUUGCGAGGACGCUUGCGAUUAGCAACGAUCCCGCGCCGGGGUAUAACAUUGAGCAGAUGGCCAAGAGGGGGAAGAGGUUGCUGGAUUUGCCGUACACGGUCAAGGGGAUGGACUGUUCGUUUUCCGGGAUCCUGGCGAGCGUGGACGCGCUGGCGGCGCAGAUGAAGGCCGCGGGUGAUCAGGCGGAGUAUACGGCUGAGGAUUUGUGCUUUAGCUUGCAGGAGACGGUGUAUGCUAUGUUGGUGGAAAUCACGGAGCGGGCCAUGGCGCAUGUGGGCAGCAACCAGGUUUUGAUCGUGGGAGGUGUGGGCUGUAAUGAGAGAUUACAGGAAAUGAUGGGGUUGAUGGCGCAGGAGAGAGGGGGCAGCGUGUAUGCUACGGAUGAGAGGUUUUGCAUUGAUAAUGGCAUCAUGAUUGCGCAGGCAGGGUUGUUGGCGUACAAGACGGGGUACACCACGCCGCUGGAAGAUACUGUUUGCACCCAGAGGUUUAGAACAGAUGAGGUGUAUGUAAAGUGGAGGGAUUGA